Messenger RNA from Heterocephalus glaber (naked mole-rat), 2103 nucleotides. RefSeq names its product pancreatic progenitor cell differentiation and proliferation factor like (gene Ppdpfl). Gene Ontology annotation, biological process: multicellular organism development; cell differentiation. The record is from RefSeq and is a predicted model, not a curated record. NCBI's taxonomy places the organism in Eukaryota, Metazoa, Chordata, Mammalia, Rodentia, Bathyergidae.
CUGGACUGUGAUAUAAAGUGUCCUUCGGGGUUCCAGAUCACGUUACCAGGCAUUGCAGUUGAUUCUUGGUUUCUGGGCUGCUACAGCCUCUCUCAGAGCACUAAGAAUCAGUUCUUUCAAUGUGUGUAUUUUCUGAAGAAAUUGUAAAGCCACAUUUGUUCUCAAAGCACAAAUUGGGGAAAGCAGGCUGCGGCUCCCAGCUCUCCGAUCUCUCGCUGGUGAAGCCAUGGCAUCAGUCCCUUCCAUUGGCUGUCUUCUGGCCACAAAUCAGUAUUAUCGAAAACCUAGUAUUUCUUCAGUUAGUUCAUUGACUGGCACUGAUUCUGUUAACAUCAUAGAUGAUGAGAAACCUCUACAAGGGUUACCUGAAGUGUCAGAAUCCACCUGGUGGUUUAAAUCCUUUUUCUACUCUGAACCUGUGAGAAGCAAAGCUCUGUCUGCCAGUGGCAUUCACAACUGAUUUUGAAAUGAAGAUUUCUCCCUGCUUUGGAGCUGCAGAGUUGAGCUCUAUCCUCGGUGUGCCAGCUAGUUCAGAGGACUCUUCUGACUUAGUGGUCAUCUACGAGACAAGAUAAAAAAGCCACCAGUAUAGCAGAAGUUGGUGAAUCCUCCUCAAUGCUAAGAGGGUCACUGGAAGUGGCAUCAGCCACAUGGAGAGUGGACGAUGUGCUUUUAGAGAAACGUACCUUAUUAGAGCAAAGAGUCUUUUCAUUAUUUGUAUUAUUUUUAUCUAGAAAUUUAAGUUAGACUCUUUUUAUGUCUGUCGAAUGACUUAUAAUGCUUUAAAAUGGAAGCAUCCAUGUUUCAUGUAAUAGUUUAAGUACUGGAUUCUAAAGCAUAGAAAAGUUGCAAAGUUGUAUUUCAAAUCAUAAAAGUUGGAAAUAGCAUCAUACCCUUAAAUGUACUACCUUUAAAAUACACUACUAUAGAUCUAAUUGUGUAGAGUUUAAAAUUCAUGAUCUUGGUACUUAAAAACAUGUAAAAUUAUUAUGGUACAACAUUAAGAACAAAGUAUGAUAAUCUAAAUAUAUGAUAUAAUGGUAGUUGUAUUAAAAAGUUACACAUGGAUAGGAAUAGAUUAGAAGGAAUGACACCAAAAGGGUGACAGAAGUUGUUAUGUUUAGAAAUGGGAUAAUGAAUAAUUAUAAUUUCCUUCUUGAUAUAUUUUUCUGUACCUUCACAUUUUCUAAGAUGAAAGUUUUUGUGUAUAAACAUAAAAUAAUAAAUGUUAAUAUAAAAAUAAAUACCAAAAUAAGUUUUCUGAAUAUACAUGUUCCCUAAAUUUAUCAGAAUAUUCUCUAUUUUCUCCAAUAUUGGGUAGAUAAAUGUUAAUGAGUUUUAUUUGGAAACCUUUAGUGAGCUGCUUAUAAAAUGAGAAGUAUUAAUAUAAAAUGAGAAGUUUAGAUGUUAGGGAUAUUGAAUUCACUCAGGCAGAUGUCACUAAAGAGAUGUGGCUAAUGUAGCAUUAAACAUCCAGUAGAGCACAUGUGAUUAUUACUCAACUACAGAAUCAUGACAAAAUGUCAAGCCUGAACUUUGUAUCUGUUGACAUUAAUGACUGAUCAUCUACUCUUUCCAAAUGGAAAAUACAUUUUUUUCCCAAUUUUGUUUUUCUCUAUCACUUAACUAUCAGUUAAGAACUCAAAUGCCACAUUCUCCUAUAUUGGUGAGGGCAAACCUUUUAGAGCUUUGAAUGAUACAAACAGCCUGCUGUGGCAUGGUUGCCAUAAGUUUGCCACCACUAUCCUAUAUCAGUGUUUAGAAAUUAUGGCUUCUCUGGUGUUUGCUUGUAUAUAUACUUUUUGUUAAUUUAUAGAAGCCAAUGAAAUAUUUGGUGUGUGUUUUACUUGGCUUAAGUCUAAAAUUAAACCACAACAAUUAGAGACUGAUUUUUUUUUAAGUGAGAGGAAAAACAGGGAAGCAAAAUGGUUAAUUGUAGGAGGUCUGUUUUUAUGUUUAUUUUAUCAACAAAUUUCAAUUUUCUUAACCACUUGUUAAAUAUGUGAACAGCUUAUUUGAUGAAUUUACCAAAAUAAGAACUCAGUCUCUACUUUGUUUACUUAGAAAGCUAUCACUUAUUAAAUUAUUUAAUUUUUUGGCUUA